AGAUUUUUUCAAAACAAACCUGGAAAAGUGGACUUUUCUCCGACCAUAUAGAACAGCGAAAAAUCUUGAGCUCACGGGAGAUGAAUCACUUAUGUAAAAAGGUCUUAUAAAUUCGGAGUAAACAACUUCAACCGUCAUUAGAAGUAAAGUGCUUUAAUAGCCGUGAAAAGUGCUAUACUGGAAGUAUUCGUGAGUGAGCUAGUUGAAUCAAUCGAGCUGAUCAACCAAACAUACAAGGUCUUUCGAAGCAGCAAUGCCACUGAACUCUACGUUACACUGUUCAAUACGGAGCUUUAAGGAGAGCUGAGUGCUUUUCUGCGUGUGCAAAAUUAGUAGAACGGAAGUUAGCUGCUGGCGUUUGACAUAGCAUAGCAUAGACGUAGCAAUUAGCUAAAACGCCCAUUCGGCCAUAAGGGCGGCAUAUGUUUACAAGUUGAAUGGACUUGAGCGCCUUGCAACUUCAAAUGCAUAUUUGGAAACUUCUGUUGAUUGUUACAAAAUUUGUACGCAUUGGUAUUGCCGAUAAAAACGACUCUCCACCGUAUUUCGACAGAUUUCUCUACGAGACUGAAAUUGAUGAGAAUGCCGAUCUACAGACAACUGUACUCACCGUCAACGCCAAGAAUCACAAUGAUUCCACGAAUAUUCGAUACCAGAUCACAGGCGGUAACAUAGGCAAUGCCUUUGGCGUACAAAAUACAACUGGCGCGAUUUUCGUAGCCAGCCCACUCGACUAUGAAACCCGACCAAGGUACGAACUCCGUUUGGAAGCGUCGCGUAAUCGCAAAACAAAUUACACCACCGUCGUCAUCAAUGUACGCGACGUCAACGAUAAUCCACCGUCAUUCGAUCGUCAAACAUAUCGCACACAAAUUACGGAAGAAGAUGAUCGUAAUCUUCCCAAACGUAUACUACAGGUUACUGCCACCGAUGGCGACGUAGAUAGGCCAAUGAGUAUUGUGUACUUUCUCACCGGCCAGGGCAUCGACCCGGAUAACACAGCAAAUAGUAAAUUCGAUAUAAAUCGUACAACGGGUGAUAUUUUUGUACUAAAGCCACUCGAUCGUGACCAACCACAUGGUAGACCGCAAUGGCGAUUUACAGUCUUCGCGCAAGACGAAGGUGGCGAAGGGUUGGUGGGCUAUGCCGAUAUUCAGGUGAAUCUGAAGGAUAUCAACGACAACGCGCCACAAUUCCCGCAAGGAAUUUAUUUUGGUAAUAUAACAGAAAACGGUACCGCCGGGUUGCCAGUUAUGACAAUGUCAGCCGUUGAUUACGACGAUCCCAACGAGGGCACCAAUGCCAAACUAAUAUACUCAAUUGAGAAAAAUGUGAUUGAGGAAGAGACGGGCGCGGCGAUAUUCGAAAUAGAACCGGAAACGGGCGUUAUAAAGACUGCGGUGUGCUGUUUGGAUCGUGAACGCACACCUGACUACUCCAUACAGGUGGUUGCGAUGGACGGCGGUGGCUUGAAAGGCACUGGCACUGCAUCGAUACGGGUUAAGGAUUUGAAUGAUAUGCCACCGCAAUUCACGAAAGACGAAUGGUUCACUGAGGUGGACGAGACUAACGGUACAGCCAUACCGGAUGCGCCAAUACUUACGGUGACCGUGCAAGACGAAGACGAAACAAAUUCAUUUCAGUACAAAGUGGUGCCGAACAGCGGCUUUGGCGCUGAGAAAUUCGCUAUGGUGCGGAAUGUUGAUGGUACUGGUUCCUUGAAAAUCACACAGCCGCUCGACUAUGAGGAUCCGCUGCAAAGCAGUGGUUUCCGAUUUCGCAUACAAGUCAACGACAUGGGCGACGACAGUGACAAUGAUAAAUAUCACGUGGCGUACUCGUGGGUUGUGGUCAAAUUGCGCGACAUCAAUGACAACGAACCGCACUUUGAGCGCGAUCAUAUCGAAGUGGCUGUAUACGAGGAUACCAAAGUCGGUACAAUACUUGAACAGUUCCGUGCAUCGGAUGCGGAUCAAGGCGGGCACAGUAGAGUCACAUAUCGUAUUGUGCGAGCCUCAAAUAAGAAACGUCAAUUUGCCAUCAGCACGAAAGGUGCAGUCAGCGUGCAGCGACCGUUAGAUCGCGAAGAAACUGAUCGGCAUUUUGUACAACUACUAGCUAUCGAUGAUGGCAGUACGCCGCGUACAGCGACCGCUACAUUAACGGUUAUAGUGAAGGAUGUUAAUGACAAUGCGCCGGUUUUCGCGAAGGAUUACCGGCCUGUAUUGCCGGAGAAUGUGUCGCCGCGAAAAAUUAUCGAAAUUGCAGCGAAAGAUGCAGACGAUCGAGCUCGUGGCAAUGGUGGGCCGUUCACCUUUCGGCUGGAUCCUCUGGCCAGUGAUUUGAUACGUUCGAGCUUCAAAGUCGAGCAUGACAGACGCGGCGACAAUGGCAAUGGCAUAGCAAUUGUUUCAUCACUACGUCCCUUUGAUCGGGAACAGCAAAAGUCCUACCUCAUACCAAUUGAGAUAAAGGACAACGGUACACCACCCAUGACGGGCACCAGCACUCUAACUGUCAUUAUUGGUGAUGUGAAUGAUAAUAAAAUGCUGCCGGGCAGCAAGGAAGUUGUUGUCUACAAUUACCAAGGACAAUCGCAUGACACGCAAAUAGGACGCGUAUACGUACACGACCUAGACGAUUGGGAUGUGCCGGACAAGAAGUACUACUGGGAAGCGCAAGAACAUCAACGCUUCAAAUUGGAUACGGACACGGGCAUCGUUAUGAUGCGCGCGGGCACGCGUCGUGGUCGCUAUCAACUGCGUUUCAAAGUUUACGAUCGGGAACAGGGACAGGUGGAUGUGCCGGCGAACAUGACUGUUAUAGUGCGUGACAUCACACAUGAAGCGGUCCAACAGGCGGGGUCUAUGCGCUUGGCUGGUAUAAGUGAUGAGGACUUCGUACGCGUGUGGGACUAUACACAGCAUAAACUGCAGCGGUCCAAACUUGAGCGGUUUCGCGAGAAACUAGCAGAAUUGCUAUACACAGAUCGUGAUUAUGUCGACGUGUUUAGUGUGCAGUUGAAGUCGGAGCAUCCGUUAGUGACGGACGUACAUUUUGCGGCGCGUUCACCAACCCAACAGCCAUACUUUAAGGCAGUGCGCCUGAAUGGCGUGGUGCUUAUGCAUCGCGAAGAGGUCGAGAAAGAGGUGGGUAUUAACAUCACCAUGGUCGGCAUUGACGAGUGCUUGUUCGAGCGACGGCACUGUGAAGGUUCCUGUACAAAUCAUGUAGAGAUACACAACCGUACGCCGUACACGGUAAGUGUUAAUAAAACAGCGCUGGUUGGAGUGCGUCUUAACACGAGCGCUGAAUGUGUUUGCAAGGCGCGCACUUUCAGUCGUGAAGAGACCUGUCGUACACAUCACUGCUACAAUGGUGGACGUUGCGUUGAUACCCGCAGUGGGCCCAGAUGUGUCGCCUGUCCAGUAGGCUAUAAUGGGCCGCGCUGUCAGCAGACCACACGCAGUUUUCGAGGCAAUGGCUGGGCUUGGUAUCCAGCACUACAAUUGUGCGAGCAGUCGCAUCUCAGUCUCGAAUUUAUUACAAAAGAAGCGGAUGGUCUUAUACUAUAUAACGGACCAAUAGUACCACCCAAACAGGACGAAUACCUGCUGCGCGAUUUCAUUUCCAUUGAGCUGGAACAGGGUUACCCACGUCUACUCAUCGACUUCGGCUCAGGCACAUUGGAGUUGAGAGUGAAAACGAAAAAGACGCUAGACGAUGGCGUUUGGCAUCGUUUAGAUGUCUUUUGGGAUAGCGAAAAUGUGCGUAUGGUUAUCGAUUUCUGCCGCAGUGCUGAAGUGUUUGAAAUGGAGGAUGGCUCAGCGCCCGAGUUCGAUGACAAUUCCUGCCAGGCACGUGGCCUAAUACCACCCUUUAGCGAAGCGCUGAAUCUAAAUGUACCUCUGCAACUUGGUGGCAUCUAUCGGCAACACUUCGAUCAAACACUUUAUCACUGGCAAUAUGCAUUUACGUCGAAAGGUUUCGAUGGCUGCAUACGCAAUCUUAUACACAAUUCCGAGCAUUACGAUCUAGCAUUUCCUGCGCUGGCACGAAACAGCUAUCCCGCCUGCCCGCAAACGGACGAAGUUUGCUUGAAAACCGAACACACAGCGCGCUGUUGGGAACAAGGAAAUUGUGUGGCCAGCCUAGUACAAGCCAAAUGCUACUGUCGACCCGGCUGGACGGGUCUGUCCUGCAAUUUUCCCACCAUACCCACCACAUUUAAGCCGCAGAGUUAUGUCAAAUUUGCGCUGAGCUUCGAGCCGGAUCGUUUCAGCACGCAGCUACAAUUACGCUUCCGUACGCGCGAGCAACAAGGCGAACUAUUUAGAGUCAGCGAUCAGCAUCAACGUGAAUAUGCCAUACUCGAACUCAGCCGCGGCCACUUGCAGUUGCGGUUCAACCUAAACUCCUUGCGCGCCGAGGAAAAACGAUUACAAUUGAAUGCCAUCGCUGUCAACGACGGUCAAUGGCAUGUGGUGCGUUUUAAUCGCUAUGGCUCGGCAGCUAUGCUGGAACUGGAUGGUGGCGAGGGUCGACGUUACAACGAAACUUAUAACUUUGCCGGCCAUCAGUGGCUUUCCAUUGACAAACAGGAGGGCGUGUAUGCGGGCGGCAAAGCGGAGUAUACCGGCUUGAAAACAUUUGAAGUACAAUCGGAUUUUCAAAGAAGUUGCCUGGACGAUAUUAGAUUGGAUGGCAAACACUUGCCGCUGCCACCUUCAAUAAAUGGCACACAAUGGGGUCAGGCGACGAUGGCGCGCAAUCUGGAGCGUAACUGCCCAUCAAAUCGACCGUGUUCAAAUGUAAUCUGUCCGGAUCCGUUUGAUUGUGUCGACCUGUGGAAUGAAUACGAAUGCACUUGCAGUGAAGGACGCAUCAUGUCCGCUGAUACAAAAGGCUGCGUCGAUCGCAACGAAUGUCUCGACUUGCCCUGUCUGAAUGGCGCAACAUGUAUAAAUCUCGAACCGCGCCUCCGUUAUCGCUGUAUCUGUGCUGAAGGAUAUUGGGGCGAAAACUGUGAGCUGAUGCAAGAAAGUCAACGCCUCAAGCUGAGCAUGGGUGCGCUGGGAGCGAUCUUCAUAUGCCUCGUUAUCAUAUUAAUACUUUCACUCCUGUUCGUGCUGUAUAACCGCAAACGCAAGACAACGAAGAAGAAACGUGCCGGCCCGGAAAAGGACGUACGUGAGACUGUUAUCAGUUAUGACGAUGAAGGUGGCGGCGAAGACGACAUGACAGCAUUCGACAUAACACCACUGCAAAUACCCAUUGGCGCCGGCGGUAAUAUGCCACCAGAUAUUGCCACCUGCAAGAUGCCAAUAAUAUAUCCCGUUAUGACACUAUUGCCCGGCCAAGAAGUGAAUGUCGGCUUCCUGAUGGAGGAGCGCAAGAAACGCUUCGACAAGGACCCGAAUGCGCCACCGUUCGACGACCUGCGCAACUUCACCUUCGAGGGCAGCGGUAGCAUAGCCGAGUCGCUGAGCUCUUUGGCCUCAGGUGCGUACCGGCACACUCCGACGACCGUCGCCACCACUUCAUUCAUGCACUGCACCGACGAUGAGAAUCAAGACUACAACUAUUUGACGGGCUGGGGGCCGCGCUUCAAUGCGCUCGCCGCAAUGUAUGUGCAUCACGACCGCACGAAGCUAACGCGCGUAGUGGCGACAAACGAAGUGGCUAUAACUUCAGCUGCAGCGGCUAUAAAGGCAAGCACGACACCCAAUAUGCUGGCCGUAUCGACGGGCAUGGUUGUGGGUAGCAAUUCGGGCAUGUUGACAAAAACGACAGCCGCAGUAAUUGAAGAAGAAGAUGAAGAUGAGGAGGACGAGGAUGAGGAGGAGGGCAACGUGGCGUUAUAAAAUAAGGCAAUGCAGACAUCCGCAGAUCAUGGGCGAUGCGUACGUACAAGUCGCAGCAACUAGCAGACACACAAGCCUACAUCAAAAAUUUCACUCGAAUCAAAGGCAACUCAACAAAAUAUGCCUUUGCUACAAGAUCUCUUCCAACAGAUGCUUGUGGGGACGCCUUCGUAGCUGCUUACGGUAAUGUGCGAGUAUGUGCUCGUUCGUAUGUGUUCGCUACGAACCGUAUGGGGUAAUUAAGGUCAAAGCAAAGGAAAUGUAUACAACUAGUGUGAGUGAAGUUUCGGCUUGUGCUCAUUAGCUCCGCAUAAAAUCAAAGAAACAAUCAAGCAAAGGAACUGAAAGAGAAUGCUGUUAAAAAAGAUUUGCAAGGAAUUUAAAAUACAUUUGAAAGAAAAAAGCUGCUUUUGGCAGACUACACUGCGAUUCACAGGCAUUUAAGGCAGCAUUUUCUUCGCUUGACUUGAAAUAGCACACCUUAUGCGAGAGACGACUGAGGAGAGGUCGAAAACGAUAAAUCGGCGUUAAUUAUGUAUCGUCAAAAAGAUAUAUACGUAUCCAUGUGUGCAAAGGGAAAUGUGAAAGUCGCCAACUCAAUUGUAAAAUAGUUUGUAAAUAUUUUGAAUGAAAACCGAACUAAUAAUAAUGAUAAUGUUAAACUAAUAUUAAAAAAAAUGGUAAGCAUUGAUGUAAUUUUAAAUUCCAAUAAAUUACAAAUACAAAUAAGCGUGUGUAGGGGUGGUAGCAUAGUGCGAACGACUACUAGUAUAGUUAAAUCAAAUUUAACUUAAUUUUAUGCUAAGCAAGUAGUUAUACGAUACCUACAUGAAUAAAAAUCAAAUCAAACUGUUUAAAUAAAUAAUUUAGUGAUAAAAAAUAAAAGAAUAAUAAAAAUAAUAGAUAAUAGAUAUUACACUAUGCUGACAUAUAAUAAAAUAAUUAUAGUUAAUAUCUAAAAAAGUGAAAACGAAAUAUUUCUGCAUUUAUUAGAACAAGCAUAAACAUUAAUUUAUUAAAAAAAAAGAAUGUAAAACUAAAAAUAAAAAAAACAUUAAAUUUACUUAUAUAUAAUACAAUAUGUAACAGUGAAAUCAAAAUGGAAUUAAUGAACACUAAAAUAAAUUUAGUUAUUGAAUUGUUAGUUAGCAAUAAGGAUAUUGAUUUUUUAAUAAUAACGAUAA
This is a messenger RNA of Bactrocera dorsalis (oriental fruit fly), 7048 nucleotides long. RefSeq names its product putative neural-cadherin 2. Gene Ontology annotation, cellular component: catenin complex; plasma membrane. The transcript has 14 exons. Gene Ontology annotation, molecular function: cadherin binding; calcium ion binding. Gene Ontology annotation, biological process: homophilic cell-cell adhesion. Lineage: Eukaryota; Metazoa; Arthropoda; Insecta; Diptera; Tephritidae. The record is from RefSeq and is a predicted model, not a curated record. Bases 438 to 5864 code for a protein of 1808 amino acids.